UGAGUCCAUCAGCAGAUAAGAUGGGCGCCAAGCCCACGAGGCCAAGUCAACAAACGGAGCGUGCCACACCACGCCCCCAGCUCGGCCGCUCGCCACCGCGAUGCUGCUACUGGCGCGAGCCCCGCCGCCGUCCUUGGCGGCCAACUAUUCGCCGAGCCCGGAGCGCGCUCUCCGCCUUCGGAGCAAAUCCUCGUCCCGCGCCGUCAUUGGUACGGCCUCCGCUGCGUCGAAGCCGGCGGCCGCGGCUUCCUCCCGGGCCGGGCAUCAGCGCAAGCAGGUGGCGAGCGUGGCGAACCCGCUCGUGAAGCACUGCGUCAAGCUCCGGCUCUCCGCCGCGUACCGCCGCUCCUGCCGCCGCCUCCUCCUCGUCGGCCUCGCCCCCAUCCUGGAGAUGUGUAGGUUUGAGCUUGACGCCAUCGAUUUCCUGCUUCUCCUGGACGGCGUGGAGGUCCCGGAGGUGCUGCGCGAGUUCUCUGGCGAUGUCGUGUUUGUCAGCGCCGCGGUGAUGAAGAAGGUGUCCGGCAUGCAGUCGGUUGAUUCCACCGAGGCGAUGGCUGUCCUGCACAUGCCUAGGUACUUCUGCGACCUCGGGAGCCAUGAGGAUGGGGAUUCUCUUCAUGGGCUGUUCAAUCAUCCGAAGAGGAUUCUAGUCCUUGAUGGGAUACAGGAUCCUGGUAACCUUGGAACGCUGAUAAGAUCAGCUUGUGCUUUCAAAUGGGAUGGGGUAUUUCUUCUCCCAGCUUGUUGUGAUCCUUUCAAUGAAAAGGCUCUUCGUGCAGCCCGUGGAGCCUCUUUGCAGCUGCCUAUUGUCUCUGGUACCUGGCAUGACCUGCAUGCAUUAAUGACUAAAUAUGAUAUGAAGAUGAUGGCAGGCCAUCCAGAAAGUAGCAGUGAUGCGUCCAAAGGAAUCCACUCGCUGUCCAAAGAACUAGCUGAUUCACUCUUGAAUGAGUCUCUGUGCUUAGUGUUAGGAAGUGAGGGGAAUGGCCUCUCUUCAGAAACCCUCCAAGCCUGUGAGCUUGUAAACAUUCCAAUGGAAGGAGGAGCUUCCUUUUUCCCCCCUCUUUCCUGGAAAAUUUGAGUAUUCCCAUCCUAGAGAAGUUAUGGCACCAGGAUGAAGGCUCUGUCCCAUGGUUUUUCCUUUUGCUGACUGUUGGCUAACACAUGCACGAAAAUAUCUACAGUACAACUAUUUGUUGCAACAGAAUUGAGCAAUUGACACUGAAUGCUCAUGCCAAAUGAUUAUUCCUUGAUCCUAUGACCCGUACAUAAAUAAAUUUAUGAGUAUGAAAGAACAAAACACAAAGUUGAUUUCCACUCAGUGAGGGGGCAAAUAAUUUGUGUUAGGUUUGUGGCUUCUCAGUUGGGUUCGGUUCUUGGUGAUAUCAAAUCUACUAUCUAGGUAAUGAAAACUAAGAUCAGCAAAACUCCUGGCAUUAUGCCUGCACCACAAUGACAUAUUUUGCAGGACUUGUUACAAGAUCUUCCAUGAUUCACCACUGCUGACUUUGUAUCAUGCUUGUCCUAAAAUAAAACACACUAUCACCUUCUAUUGGCGUCACUUCAACUUGUUCCGGGCUGGCUUAGUUGGAUGUUCAAAAGCAUGCUUUCAGGUGGAACUUGCUUUGUUAACAGGUAAGAGCAUCCUGAGUCAUAACUCAUAAGCAAUCUGGAUUUGACUGUU
Molecule: messenger RNA, 1684 nt
Organism: Panicum hallii
Lineage: Eukaryota; Viridiplantae; Streptophyta; Magnoliopsida; Poales; Poaceae
Product: putative TrmH family tRNA/rRNA methyltransferase
Exons: 5
Coding region: 101-1081 (326 amino acids)
Biological process (GO): RNA processing
Molecular function (GO): RNA methyltransferase activity; RNA binding
Source: RefSeq, a predicted model, not a curated record